Capsella rubella is the source of this 670-nucleotide messenger RNA. RefSeq names its product transmembrane protein 230. Lineage: Eukaryota; Viridiplantae; Streptophyta; Magnoliopsida; Brassicales; Brassicaceae. The record is from RefSeq and is a predicted model, not a curated record. Gene Ontology annotation, cellular component: endomembrane system. The coding region runs from base 75 to 440 and encodes 121 amino acids. The transcript has 4 exons.
GAAACAUCGGCGAAGCAGAUCUGAAUCCUUACUUCAAUCUUUCACCUUCCCGGCGAAGUAACCAAAACUCCGUGAUGGCGUCAAGGAGAAAUGUACGGUAUGCUCAGCUUCCAGGAGAUGAAGAUGAUGAAGAUUAUGGAAAUGGUGUUGGUAGAAGGAGAGAUUUCGAUCCUCGUUUCGAUUAUACGCCGAAAGCGUUUGAUAGAGUGCCGUGGAAAUCUAUAGCGUUAGCUGUGUUUCUUCUGUUGCUUGGUUGUUUGCUUCUUCUUUUGUCGUUUUUUAUCUUCAUUGGUCAUAUGGAAGGAGAUAGUUCUCAAGGUUAUGCUCUUCUUGUACUUGGGAUCCUUACUUUUCUCCCUGGUUUCUAUGAGACCCGUAUUGCUUACUAUUCAUGGAGAGGAGCUGAAGGGUAUCGUUUCGCAGCCAUUCCCUCUUACUGAACUCGAGUAAUACGAAAGGUAGCCAUCGACCAUCGUACUUGCCUUGGUCAUCGUGGGAAAAGGGCCGUUUCAUACUCGUACAACUUCAAAAGUGUCGAUUUCUACCAUGUACAAAGACGCAGUGCGAAUUUCUACUCAAACAAAAAUUCAAAUUUGAUAUCUAAUUAGUACAAAUAGUACCAAUUUCAGACUCUGUAUUGAAAGUAGAAUUCGAAGAGAUUUGUGUAGAA